Astyanax mexicanus (Mexican tetra) is the source of this 3581-nucleotide messenger RNA. RefSeq names its product GTPase IMAP family member 8. Gene Ontology annotation, molecular function: GTP binding. Bases 582 to 2252 code for a protein of 556 amino acids. The transcript has 3 exons. NCBI's taxonomy places the organism in Eukaryota, Metazoa, Chordata, Actinopteri, Characiformes, Acestrorhamphidae. The record is from RefSeq and is a predicted model, not a curated record.
CUGUUAUAAACUUGUUUAGACAUUCAGUUUUGACUUCAGUUUGAUAUUUCACACAGUCCUUUUUUUUUUUUUUGCUACAGAACUGAUUAGUGUACUGCAUAGAGGUUAGAUCUUGUGCUAAAGAAUGUUUUUUUUUUUUUUUUUUUUUUUUUUUUUAGCUUUGGCACCUCAUUAUGGGGCAAAGUUAUGUUUUAUCUUAUUUUUAUUUGCAUUCAGAUCAAAACGGAACUAUGGAUGACCAGCUGGUGUUGAGCUGUUUUUUUUUCCAGGGAUGUGACCCUCAGUAAACGGAAUAAAAGUAAAAAGGUUCAGAUAUGGGCACUUCUGACACUAGGUGGGGUUGUUGUAUUAGUUACAGGGCAUGAAUUGUCAAUAUUAAAUGAAACCGAAAGCAAGUCUGUUGUGUAAAACGCUGACAGUGAGAGCUUUCUCUGCGUAUUUUGUAAAACUGAGAUUAAUUUAACGUUAUUUGUUUUAUAAUUGAUGCAUAGAGAGAGAAACGCAAUGAAUGCUUCGUUGUCAGUCGACUUAUUUGACCUUUCCCACCGGAAUUGGUGAAAAUGAUUUUUUAGCUGCAACCCAUGCAUUGCAACGCUGAUAACAUGGCUGAAACGGCUCCAUUUUCUGAGUCUUCUUCUGAUUGUAGUGUCAGGAUUCUGCUGCUGGGGAAGAGUGGAUCUGGGAAAAGCUCAUCAGGAAACACAAUCCUGGGAAAGAAACUGUUCACAAUCUCUAAACAACAAAAACGACAAAAAAAGAAAGUUAUAACAACAUGUGAAGAACAAACCUGCCAAGUUUCUGGAAGAGAGGUGUGUGUGAUCGACACUCCGGACCUGCUGGAUCCGGACCUCAUUGAAGAUCAGCUCAAACAAGAGACAGAAAAGCUGAAGUCUCUCUGUCAGGCUGGACUUCAUGCUGUUCUGGUCGUGUUUGAGAUCCAAGAAGAAGUGCAGAAUGAGGAGGAGAUGCUGGAGUUUGCCAGAAGGUUACUGGGUCUAAACAUCAUGAACUAUGUCAUGGUGCUUUUCACACAUGGCAAUGAUCUUGAAGAAGAUGAGACGAUUGAGCAGCUCAUUAAAGAAGAGGGUGAAGCUCUGCAGCAGCUGAUGGACAGCUGUUCUGGCAGAUUCCACGUUUUUGAAAACAAGAAUGGUCUGAAGGACCAAGUCCCAGAACUACUGAAGAAGAUUGAUACCUUGGUGACAAAAAAUGAAGGCAGAUUUUACAUGGGCCAGCACAAAACAAGUAGCCUGGAUCAUUUAAUAAAUUUUUCAGAGGCAGCUGUGACAGAAGCGGCAGCAGGUGGCGCUCUGCAGUCUCCUGAGGGAAAAGAACAGAGAAGAUUGGUGCUGCUGGGAAAGACUGGAGUGGGCAAGAGCGCUACUGGAAACACCAUCCUGGGAAAGAAUGUGUUUGCGUCAAAAGCCAGUUCAUCCUCCCAGACGACAGAGUGCAGCUCUAGGAAGAUUGAGAGAGGCGGGAAAGAGAUUGUGGUGAUUGACACACCGGGGCUGUUCGACACCAAACUCAGCCAAGAAGAAACAACUAAGGAAAUUCUGAAGUGUAUGACCUACUCAUCUCCAGGCCCUCACGCCUUCCUCAUCGUCAUCAGAGUCGGGAGAUUCACAGAAGAGGAGAAAGACACGGUAAAGCAGCUGAAGGAGGUUUUUGAAAAUGCAGAGAAAUUCACCAUGAUCCUCUUUACUGGCAGGGAUGAGUUAGAGAGAGAGAAUCAGACCAUUCAGCAGUACCUGGAGAAAUGCGACCCAGAGCUUAAAGCUCUGAUAGAGAGCUGCGGGAACAGAUACUACUGUGUGGAUAAUAAUAAUAAUAAUUACUCACAGUUUAAAGAUCUGAUUGGUAGAAUUGAGUCAAUGGUGGCUGAAAAUGAAGGAAAGCAUUUCACUGAUGACUCAUUUUCAGAAGUUGAACAAUGUAUCCUGGAAAUCCAAAAUGAGAAGCUGAAGGAGAAGCUUAGGGAUAUUCAGCAGGAGCAGAAGCCUCAGUCUGAGUGGCAGCAGAUUUACUGGAGUUUAGUGGAGGAAUCACGAUCUGAAGCUCUGAUUAACUUUGUUUUAGAAAUGUGUAUUCCAUUGCCUAUGCCUAUUCAAACUUUGGGAAUGAUAUCAAAGGAGAAAGUCAGCACGAUUAAUGCUGCAGAAAGUAAAGGGCUGAGUCGCGGGAGGGCAGUUUGGUUAGCAAUCAGAGCCACACGUAGACUAGCCUUGAAAAAAAUGUGUAGAGUUCAAUAAGAAGAUUUCAAUAGCAUCCACAAUUGCAAAAUAUGCCAUUCAUUCCUUUAAUCACAAAAUAUUGAUUACAUUUAUUAGUGCAGGGCUUUUAUGAUAAUCAUAAUGUAGUUCUAAUAGUAAUAGUAGUCAUUAAAAAUAUAUUCAUCUUUAAAUAAAUUGUUGCAUCCAGAAUAAAUCAACAUACAGGAAUGAAAUUUAAAGAGUUUACCCUGAAAGCACAGAUACUUUGCGCUGUCAACACUCCUGCCGGUACCGUAUUGCGUGUAGCUGUUUCUGGACUGAUUCAGAGACCUCUAAAAUGAACUGCAAUAAGCAUGUACUGCAAAAUAUGUACUGAUGGCAAUGAUGAAAACCCUAUCUAUAACUGGAGCAUCAAAACCAAAAAAAUGAGUGCUGCAUGGCAGUGAUUGUCUCAACAUCAACAUAAUGUGUUCAUGCUCAUUUAGCAAUGUCGGAGGAAGGUCAAUGUCACAUCAUUGCUGCUUGAUUCUGAAAUUAACACUUGUUCUCAAUUUCCGAUGAAUAUAACGAAAUAUAUGACAGCUGUUUAUAGCUGCCCAACAUUGUUUUUAUUAUGCUUCUAUAUUAGAUUACACACAGUGCAUUAUUAAUAUCAUGACAUUGAAUCAUUCACAUUGCAGUUAUGUUUUUUAUUUGGCUUCAUGUAUCGCAGAACAAAAAUAUAGCAACGUCAAUUUUUAACAAUAUUGUGCCGAGGAGACAGAAUAAGCUGCCCCAGUUGACUGAAGAUCGUGUCUUUUAAUUCAGCUUUUAAUUCAGUACAAAUCCAACAGUGAAAUACCGUAAACAGAAAUAUCAGCCAAAACACUAAUUUUUACAUCUCUUUUCUCAAAAAAAUACAUUAUUUCUAUUUUUCUGUUACAGUGAAAUACUAUAAACAAAAAUAUCAGCCAAAACGCUAUUUUUUACAUCUCUGGAAAAAAUAUAUUGUUUCAUUGUUUCUUUAACAGUGAAAUACCGUAAACAGAAUUAUCAGCUAAACACUAUUUUUUACAUUCCUAGAACCAUUUUAAUUUCAAUGUUUUCUAACAGUGAAAUAUCGUAAAUUAUACCACGUAAUUAAUAAUACCUUAUUUUAAUGUUAAAUACUCUUGCACUGUGUAAUUUAUUUUUUUGUGAAAAAUAUAUUUUGUCUCUGUUAAAUGUAUUACCCAUUGUGCAACAAAAAAUAUAUAACAGCCAACACCGUGAUCAUUUCUAUGUUUUCCAUUACAUUUACAUUUUAUGCGUUAGCUUGUUAUUAAAAGGCAUUACAGAAACCAUUGUGUGCAGUACAACUGCAGAUAAAUAAAACUUAUGUUUCAAAUA